AUGGCCCAAUAUGGGGGUGGGGAUGGCCUACCACCAUGGGGAUACCCCUCCAACUACGGAAACGAUCAUACACCUCAUGGACUGAACCAUAAAAUCUCCUCUGUGUCGGCUGUGAGCGCAAUGUCUGACCGGCCGGCUCUCAAUCACAAGUUCUCCUCGAUUUCGGCGAUUAGUACGAUGUCUAGUACUGACACCUUAAGCCGGCAAGCUUCGGUGGUGUCUCUACCAUCGCCGGACUUUGGUCACUCACAUCCGAACAGCGAACAGAGCGAUAUCAGUCAUGUGCAGCUUUCGGAUGUUGAAGGGUCUGGCAUACCAAGACCGUCAAGUACUUCGAGCAUCAGCCGUGGAGUGUCUACCCUGCCGGAUCUUCUUCGCGUGGGCUCACCUGCUUCAUCAUCUCCCAAAGGUUUUCCGACCUUUCGGAGUUCGAACUCUUCGCCUUCCUACUCUCCCGUGGCCUCCGCCGACACCUCGAGGCGGUCAUCUUUGGUGGGCAGAACACCGUCCAAGAAAUAUACGGCCAUUAGGAGGGGCUCUUUACUCUCAGGGAGACAUGGUUCGAUUCCAGAGACUGAAGAAAUUGAUAUGGGGUUGUUGCAAAAUGCGGUGCCAAUGUCUUUUGUUCCUCACAAGACUAGGUAUUCCACGGUGGCCGAAGACGAAACCGAUGAUGUUGGUGGGGUUUCGGUGGAUCUAACCUCUUUAACUGGACCAAUGAACCCUAAGAAUGAGGCUGAAUGGAAGGCAAUCAAUCAGAAAGAGAAAGAUGGGCAACUGACGGGUGGUUUGGGGGCUGGAUGGACACCUGAUGAAACGCUGACAAGCACUGAUCUCCUUGCGAAGGCCCCUCCUACUCCUACCACCCCUUCGCUCGUCCGGAGAUUCACGCUUGGGUCCGCUCGCAUUGGACGAGCUCCUACGCUCCGAAACCUGGCUCAGAUAGAAGCAAACAAAAGUGGAAAGGUCAUUGAGGUGAUCUUGGAAACGGAGCCCAAAGAGGAUGACGAGAAUUAUGUCGGUAUGGAUCUGAGUUCUAUGGAAGGGUCUAGCACUACACGGAGUGCGACGUUCGACACUGUAACAGGAUCGGGAUGGGCCAGGCGAAGGACGACUUUACCCACAAAAACCGAAGUUUAUCAUCCUCAAGCCAAUUGGAAACCUUUCUCUAUGAGAUGGCCGUAUCUUUCGGCCUUGAUAGCCAUUUCAGUCGGGUUAGCUGCUGUCCAGGAAUUCUUAUAUCAACGCUCGGCUACGACGCCACUGUAUACCUUUAAAGAUGCCAAAAGUCUCUCGACGUGGGACUACUUUUGUUUUAAAUACAUGCCAACAAUGAUUGCAGUAACAUUUGGCAUUUUAUGGCAGAUUACUGAUUUUGAGGUUAAACGACUAGAAGCAUUCUACCAACUUUCGAAGGAAGAUGGAGCUCUUGCGGCUGAAUCUUUGAACGUCGACUACAUCACUUUUUUCAACUUCCUCCGCCCUAUUAGAGCGCUAAGGUAUAAGCAUUAUGCAGUGGCCGUGUCGUCUGUUGCGACGUUGAUUGCGGUAUCUGCUAUUCCAACCCUACAGUCUGCAUCUGUCAUCCUGAAGCCUGAUCGCAAAACGAGGAAGGAAAACCCUCAUGGCGACAAGACCAUUCAUAUUGAUGCUGUAUGGUCGCGCUUUCUAAGUGCACUUCUGAUGGUCAUUGCUAUCUUUGGUUCCAUCCUCUUGUGGCAACUAGAGAAGCGGCGGUCGGGACUCGUUGCAGAUGUCAAAGGCAUUGCAGGUAUUGCCGCCAUGGCAAACAAGAGUCAUAUCUUGAACGAUUUUAAGGACAUGGACACUGCCACUCCAGACGCAAUUCACGACAGGCUCAAGAAGCAUCGAUACACGUUACGCAAUUCUUCGCUUGCCCCAGAUUCUGACAAUGUCUUGACCCGAGAAGAAGCAGACAAAUAUGACCAGAAGAAAAAGACAGACUCAAACCCGCAUCCGUUUAUGCUUCGACUUUUUGCAGGCAUACCAUUCAUCAUCGGUAUGAUGCUAUUUAUGGUUGUAAUGCCGAUAUUUUUGUUUCAAAGCGAAGUUAACAAGGUUACCGAGAAGGCGCCUUGGCUUCUGACUGUAAUCGCAGUCGCAAUAAAGUUGGCUUGGGGGACAUUGGAAACAGACGUCAGGAUGAUGGAGCCUUUUUACAUUUUAUCCAAACGGCACGCGUCGCCCAAGGUCUUGACUCUAGAUUACACCGCCAUGGCGUUUGGCUACAUGCCAAUUAGAGCGUUACUCAAUGGGCACUUCCUGGUUUUCCUGGUUGGUCUAGGUUCUGUGCUGGCCGAGAUUCUUACUAUUUGUGCCUCCAGUUUCGGCAAUGUGAGCGGAACUGAUUUCGCUAAGCCCAAGCCCGACAAACGAUCCUUACUUGCUAGCUUACUCUCUCGCGACGGUGAGGAUGAUGACGAUAAUAAGGGCUUGGGUGGUAAUAUCAACGGAGGAGAAGAAACAUUUCUCUCCUUCUGGAUCUCCUUUGGCCUCGCUCUCGCAAUUUUAUCAUUUCUCUGUCUGGUCGCUACAUGUGUCUACAUGCGCCGUCGCCAGCCCUUUCUACCUCGCCAGCCAAAUACCAUUUCCUCAGUCCUAGCAUAUAUUCAUCAAUCAAAAAUGCUUUACGAUUUUGUGGACACAGAGAAGAUGAACAAUGACGAAAUGGUUAAGAGGCUGGGGAAGAUUGGAAAGACGUACGGUCUCGGGUGGUUCGCUGGCAGAGACGGGGACAUGCAUUGUGGUGUUGAUCAGGAGGAGCUAAGUUCUAAUUACAAGCACGGUGAGAAUGUCAAGUUGACUAAUCAGCCUUGGAACUCCCACUGGGAGGACUAUUAG
Messenger RNA from Glarea lozoyensis ATCC 20868, 2862 nucleotides. RefSeq lists its product as uncharacterized. The record is from RefSeq and is a predicted model, not a curated record. The transcript has a single exon. Lineage: Eukaryota; Fungi; Ascomycota; Leotiomycetes; Helotiales; Helotiaceae. Bases 1 to 2862 code for a protein of 953 amino acids.